Messenger RNA from Odobenus rosmarus divergens (Pacific walrus), 936 nucleotides. It is a transcript of the gene PUSL1, whose product is annotated as pseudouridylate synthase-like 1. NCBI's taxonomy places the organism in Eukaryota, Metazoa, Chordata, Mammalia, Carnivora, Odobenidae. The record is from RefSeq and is a predicted model, not a curated record. Gene Ontology annotation, molecular function: RNA binding; pseudouridine synthase activity. The coding region runs from base 22 to 936 and encodes 304 amino acids. The transcript is spliced from 7 exons. Gene Ontology annotation, biological process: tRNA pseudouridine synthesis.
CGCGGUCCGCCGACUCCCGUCAUGGGCCCUGCAGCAGGCUCGGUGACGGCGCGCUACCUCGUGUACUUCCAGUACUUGGGCACGGACUUUAACGGGGUCGCGGCCAUCAGAGGCUGCCAGCGCGCCGUCGGGGUCCAGAACUACCUGGAGGAGGCUGCAAAGCGGCUGAAUUCGGUGGUGCCGGUCAAGUUCACUAUCUCCAGCCGCACGGAUGCCGGGGUCCACGCCCUGUGCAACGCGGCUCACCUGGACGUCCAGCGCCGCUCAGGCCAGCCCCCCUUCUCCCCAGAGGUCCUGGCAGAAGCUCUCAACGCCCACCUGAAGCACCCGGCCAUCCGGAUAGUGCAGGCUUUCCGAGUACCCGGUGACUUCCAUGCCCGCCAUGCAGCCACAUCCAGGACCUACUUGUACCGCCUGGUCACGGGCUGCCACCGGCCUGACCAGCUGUCAGUGUUUGAACGAAACCGAUGCUGGGCACUGCGGGCAGGCUGCUUGGAUGUGGAUGCCAUGCAGGCGGCUGCCCAGCACCUCCUUGGGACACAUGACUUCAGUGCCUUCCAGUCAGCUGGCAGCCCAGCCACUGGCUCAGUGCGCACGCUGCGCCGAGCCUCCGUGUCCCCUGACCCAGGCAGCCCCUUUGUCCUCGCCCAGGAGAACAGGUUGCAGUUCUGGAACCUGGAGUUUGAGAGCCAGUCUUUCCUGUACAGACAGGUGCGGAGAAUGACAUCUGUGCUGGUGGCUGUGGGGCUGGGGGCUUUGAUGCCUGCUCAGGUUAAGGUGAUCCUGGAAAGCCGGGACCCCCUGGGCAGGCACCAGGCACGUGUGGCCCCAGCCCAUGGCUUAUUCCUCAAGUCAGUGCUAUACGGGAGCCUCGGUAAGAGUUCGCUGCCUGGAAAGGUGCCUGCAUGCAUCCCACUGAUUGAUCCCUCCUCCUAA